Messenger RNA from Owenia fusiformis, 373 nucleotides. The record is from the annotation of a GenBank genome assembly. Lineage: Eukaryota; Metazoa; Annelida; Polychaeta; Sabellida; Oweniidae.
AUCUAUCAGGGAUUAGUGAUGGUUGCCCAGAGAUAGAUGAAACCUUCAAUGAAGAAGCAGAAGAUGCUGAUGUGUCAAAUAUUGAUGCUGAAGAAAAUGCAGUGGCCAACUUUGCCAAGAUCUGUCAGGGAUUGGUAGCCAGCUCAUCAAUGAACAAAGCACCAGCAGAGAGAAGCAAACGUCCACGGAAGAAAGUAGAUUACACUGAGAAAUCUGAAAGUGAUAUUGGGUCAGUCGUGAGUAGCUUCAAUAUAUCUGCACAUUCCAGAAAGAAAGAGUCUCUACCUGAAGCAAAGAAAAUGAAAAGAAAUGGGGCAAAGAAGAAUAUAUUCUCAGAUACAGAUGAGAAUAAUGAGACAAGGAGUGAGGCAAG